AUCUAGUUGUGAAUGGAACUAGUCAUUUUUUUUCCUCUGUUUUUGUUUGUGUUUCUGCAGAAAAUGGUGAAGAUUCCCAAGAUCGAUGUUGGCCGUGGCCCGCAGAAGCUUCCUUCAACUCCCCUGAGGUUGGCACCUCCUCGGGGGAGACGCCUGCCUAUAUUUGGGCAGUGCGCAAACCAGCCGACACACACUCCAGGUGUGUUCGUACUCCGAGAACAUGGGAGUCAGCGUCCUCCUUGUUCUCUAUACGAGGGUACUGGGGUCAGCGUGCCCUUCAGCUGGUCCGUAUGGCAUGAGAAAAGGUGCACAAUUGACCUUGGCAAUAACCAAGAAUAUACAAAGAAUAUUGACAUAAGAAUCAGAAAUAACCUUGAGAUAAUACUCAGAAAUAACUUUGAGAAAACUCUCAGCAGUAACCUUGAGAAAAAACUGGGCAUGAGUCUUGAGAAGACACUUGACAGGAGUGGUGAUGUACUUGGUGAUGAUGGUCAGAUGAUAGCUGGUGGAUACCUUGAGGCUGAAACUGUGAUAGAUCUGAAGCAGAAGAGAAUCGAUGGCACUGUGUACGAUGUAAUUGGUUCAUGCAGUGAUGACACUGGUGCAGUGAUGGAGAGUGGCAUUGAUGCAACUAGUACAGAGAAUAUAGGAAUCGAGACGGUUACCAGGUCAGUGAAGGACGCAGUUUGCUUAAACGUGUUCAUGCAUGGCAAGAUGUACACAGGUAUUGUAGUAAUUUGGCAAACUCUAUGUGCUUGUCUAACAAUGAGCAGUUUGAACUUACAGGUGUGUCUGUUUCGCUAGAUGAUGAGGUAGGAGACAAUGUACUUGUACAUGUAAGUGGCAUUAGUACU
Patiria miniata (bat star) is the source of this 854-nucleotide messenger RNA. RefSeq lists its product as uncharacterized. The transcript is spliced from 3 exons. The coding region runs from base 13 to 804 and encodes 263 amino acids. The record is from RefSeq and is a predicted model, not a curated record. NCBI's taxonomy places the organism in Eukaryota, Metazoa, Echinodermata, Asteroidea, Valvatida, Asterinidae.